AUGAAGGUUGAUCCUCACGAUGCAAUACUUUACCAGACCGAAAGGUAUCAUACGGCCGAUUUUACUUAUACAUUACCAGUGCCGGCGGAUGAUGGUGAAUAUACACUUGUCCUCAAAUUUUGUGAAGUGUAUUUCCGCUCCUCUGAUCAGAAGGUGUUCGAUGUGCUAUUGAACGGUGAGGUUGUGAUACCAGAAUUGGAUAUAUUCAAAGAGGCAGGCGGAACUGGCGUUGCUUAUGACCAUUUAAUAACAUUUCAUGUAAGUCCCGACUUUUCUGUUUUCUUAAUUGUUCGGUUCUUUAUUUUCUAA
Messenger RNA from Gongylonema pulchrum, 309 nucleotides. NCBI's taxonomy places the organism in Eukaryota, Metazoa, Nematoda, Chromadorea, Rhabditida, Gongylonematidae. The record is from the annotation of a GenBank genome assembly.